AAACGAAUUCGAAUGUGCUGUAAAAUACGUAUACACGGCACCUGUACACAAACUGUGCAGCAAAUCUUUGCUAGAGAAUCAAGUCCUGUGUUCCAACGAUGCUCAGCUCAGUGUGGACGCAGCCCGGCCGGGACGCCAGGGUUGGAGACCCGAUGUUAGACCGAGACGAGUCCGAUGAACACCGCGGGCCCGUACACGACCUGGAGCCGGGCGAACCGAGAGACCAGUGGGCCCGGAAAGCAGAGUUUCUCCUGGCCAUGGUCGGCUAUGCAGUCGGACUGGGAAACGUCUGGAGGUUUCCCUACCUCUGUUACAAAAGCGGCGGCGGUGCCUUUCUCAUCCCUUACUUCAUCAUGUUGUUUGUGUGUGGUAUCCCCCUGCUGUACAUGGAGCUGGCGGUAGGACAGUACACACAGCAGGGGCCAGUAGGGGCGCUGGGCAAGAUCUGCCCUCUUCUGAAAGGAGCUGGAUUGGCCACAGUGAUGAUCACAUUUCUCUUCUCCACCUACUAUAACGUCAUCAUCACGUGGGCUCUUUACUACCUCUUCAACUCAUUCCAGGACCCGUUGCCCUGGGCUCGAUGUGAUAACUCCUGGAACACUGAAAACUGCACAACUGGUUUGAACCGGUCCCUUCUCCACAACGGCAGCACCUCACCCAGCAACGAGUUCUUCUACCGCAAUGUCCUGGAGAUCAGUAGUGGGAUAGAUGAUUUUGGAGCCCCCCAGUGGGACCUGUCCCUCACCCUACUGCUGGCAUGGAUCAUCGUAUACCUGUGUAUCUUCAAGGGUGUCAAGUCAACGGGAAAGGUGGUAUAUUUCACUGCGACGUUCCCAUACAUCGUGCUGAUCGCCCUGCUGAUCCGGGGUGUCACGCUAGAUGGAGCAGUUGACGGAAUCCUUUUCUUCAUCGAGCCCAAAUGGCACCUCCUGGGUACAGCUGAGGUGUGGAUCAACGCUGCGGCUCAGAACUUUGGUUCCAUCGGCAUCGCCUUCGGAGGUUGUAUCACCUUGUCAAGCUACAACAAAUUCGACAACAACGUCUUCAAGGACACAUUGUUAAUUGCGUGCAUCAAUUCGGCGACGAGCCUUUUGGCGGGAUUCGCCAUUUUCUCCAUCAUGGGAUACAUGGCGUUCUUACAGAACACUACUGUUGAGGAGGUAGCAACUCAAGGUAAAUACACUCUUAAAAUCAUACUAUAUAUGCCAAAAAUUAAAGCAUUUUGCACAGUAGAGGUGAUCAUCACCACCCUAUACGACCACUUCCACCCACUGAUCAGGAAGUACCUGAAGAGGAAGGAAGUGUUGGUCCUUAUUGUGUGCUGUAUGUCGUAUCUGCUUGGACUCCCCAACAUCACACAGGGAGGGAUAUACUUCUUCCAGCUGAUCGACUUCUACGCCUCCGCCAUCUCCCUCAUGAUCAUUGCGUUUUUCGAAGUUGUGGCCAUCUCAUGGAUAUACGGUGCCAACAGGCUUGCCCGGAAUGUAGAAGAGAUGACCGGUAACAAACCCUGGCUGUACUUUAUCGUGUGCUGGUACGGACUGUCACCGAUGCUCAUUGGUGGUAUCAUGAUCUUUGGGUUCAUUCAGUACACCCCCGUAAGAUAUGGCAGCUACUACUACCCGGGCUGGGGACAAGGUAUCGGUUGGUUCAUUGCAUCCCUUUCAAUCAUCUGUCUACCAAUCGGAGCCGUCCAUGCACUGAUGAAGGAGAAGGGAGGGUUUGUGCAGCGCCUAAGGAACGCCCUCAAGUCUAAGACUCCCGACCGUGGAUCGCUCACGUUUGAAGAGGAGCCCGACCCAAAGAAAGAUCCGAACCUGACUCUCCUACCGUCAUAUGAUAAAAUCUCAGGUUUCCCUUCAGUUGCGCCCCACUCCAUGGUACAAGAAAGUACACUUUGAGUUCGUAAAUAGUUUCAUCAGGUUGGUAGAUUACUACAUACAGUAAGUUUCGUCAAAAUUGUACUCACUUCCAACGUUUUGAUGUCUAUCAGACACCAUCAUCAGGGUUAGAAUUACUGGGUCUUUUUCCUCCUGUUACUUAUAGCCGAUGUAGCAACAGACAAACACGUGGGAUAAAAGAGGCUGCCUGAAUCAGAAAGUCAUUAACAGAGACGAGGGGGGAUACAAGCUGAGCCAUGUUUGGGACGGCAUUCUUGCUGCUGUAGCGCCGCCUACAUCGGCUACAAGUAGCAGCAAGAAACAGACCCAGUCGUUCUAACCCUGAUGAUGGUGUCUUAUAGACAUCUAAAUGUUGGAAGUGAGUACAAUUCUGGUUGU
This is a messenger RNA of Branchiostoma floridae (Florida lancelet), 2279 nucleotides long. Its product is annotated as sodium- and chloride-dependent GABA transporter ine-like. The record is from RefSeq and is a predicted model, not a curated record. Gene Ontology annotation, biological process: sodium ion transmembrane transport. Lineage: Eukaryota; Metazoa; Chordata; Leptocardii; Amphioxiformes; Branchiostomatidae. The transcript has 13 exons. The coding region runs from base 99 to 1901 and encodes 600 amino acids. Gene Ontology annotation, cellular component: membrane.